Molecule: messenger RNA, 1834 nt
Organism: Cynoglossus semilaevis (tongue sole)
Lineage: Eukaryota; Metazoa; Chordata; Actinopteri; Pleuronectiformes; Cynoglossidae
Product: discs large homolog 1-like protein
Exons: 8
Coding region: 518-1066 (182 amino acids)
Biological process (GO): receptor localization to synapse; regulation of postsynaptic membrane neurotransmitter receptor levels; embryo development
Cellular component (GO): neuron projection; basolateral plasma membrane; neuromuscular junction
Molecular function (GO): protein kinase binding; ionotropic glutamate receptor binding
Source: RefSeq, a predicted model, not a curated record
AACUGCAGCUAACUGUAGCUAACUGUAGGUAACUGUAGCUAACUGCAGCUCACCAACUCGCCAAACUUAGUGUCUCCAGCGUUGUUGUUAUUGAGCAGGGGAACUGGGUUGAACGGUCUUCAAACCAUCGCUCCAUCUUCAGCUAAACACGAGGCUGAAUCGGUUCUACAGCUCCGGGUUCCGUAGUCGCAGAGUUGCCGUCAGAGUUGUUGAUUUGAAACUGCGGAAUCUGUGCUUAGACGCAGGGCCCCCUGUUGGUUGUUUUACUGAUGCAACAUCACUGCAGACUGCCCCCUGCUGGGGUCUUAUUGGCCUUGGUUCAUGGUGGACAGAUGCUGAUGGUGCUGCCCCCUGCUGAUCGGCUUUUUCUUUGUUUUACUGUCAUUUCAGAACAUGUGACUUCCAACGCCAGCGAUAGUGAGAGCAGCUACCGUGGACAGGAAGAGUACGUCUUGUCGUAUGAACCAGUCGUCAGCAGGAAGUCAACUACACUCGCCCCGUCAUCAUCCUUGGACCCAUGAAGGACCGGGUCAACGACGACCUGAUAUCGGAGUUCCCCGACAAGUUUGGUUCCUGUGUUCCACAUACCACCCGGCCCAAGCGAGAGUACGAGGUGGACGGUCGGGAUUAUCACUUUGUGGUUUCCAGAGAGCAGAUGGAGAAGGACAUCCAGGAGCACAAGUUCAUCGAGGCGGGACAGUACAACAACCAUCUGUACGGGACCAGCGUUCAGUCGGUGCGCCAGGUGGCCGAGAAGGGGAAACACUGCAUCUUGGACGUGUCGGGAAACGCCAUCAAGCGCCUGCAGGUGGCGCAGCUCCAUCCGAUUGCUGUCUUCAUCAAACCCAAGUCUGUGGAGAACAUCAUGGAGAUGAACAAACGACUGACGGAGGAGCAGAGCAGGAAAACCUACGAGAGAGCCUUGAAACUGGAGCAGGAGUUCACUGAGCACUUCACAGCCAUCGUCCUGGGAGACUCUCUGGAGAACAUCUACGACCAGGUGAAGCAGAUCAUCGAGGACCAGUCUGGACCUGUCAUCUGGAUCCAGUCCAAGGAGAAACUCUGAACUCCAGCUGCACUCCUCCUGCUCCCCUCUCUGACCUUCUCUUCUUCCUGUUUGUCUCCUUCACCUCCAUCCUUCACCUCCAUCCUUCACCUCCUGGUGUCACCGGGCCAGAACAAGUUUUCUCCUCAUCCCCCCCCCCCCUCCUCACAGUGUCUUCUCCUGAAGGAGUGGAACAGGAAGUGUGAUGACAUCACAGAGGAAGUGGAGGAGUCAGUGAAAGUCCACAAUGUUUCUCUGACACAGACUUUGAAGCAAAAGCGAAACUUUGCACGUUUGAGUUUUAACAGCACGUCACAUGAUUUCCCAUCAGCCCCUUCACCUCAGUGUCUCCUCUUCAUCUCUCCAUCUUUUUUUUUUUUCUAACAUUUGAGUGUAAUGUUGUUUGACAGUGGCCAGCUCUGCCACUGGGGGCGCACUCAUCAUUUCCAUUUCACUGUUAACUUUGGUUUGGUUGUUGUUGAACAUUUUUUCCCAAACGUCACAGUGGCAAAAAAAAGUCCCAGAAUUAAAAAGAAAAAAAAUUUAAAUUUCCUCCAGAAAAAUAUUUUGUAACUUAAACAAAGUUUAUAUUUUUAUUACCGUUCAAAACAUUCAAAUUAUUUUUAGAAAAUAUAAAAAAAAAAAGAAACAUUUAUCAUUGUUUUCCACAGCAGCGCCCUCAUGUGGCAGCAGCUGUGAUUAUGUGAUGCGGUAUAAAGAAACUGCCUAUUUUGUUAUGAAUCAUAUGAUAAUUUAGAUCUGAAAAAAUGGGAAACCAGUUUUUUAUCC